UAUAAAUUUUGUGUGAGAGAGUUUUGUUUUCUAAAUUUCGGGAAAAGGAGUUAUGUGGUGAAAGAGCGAAAACAACCAAACGGCUAUAAUUAGCGUUACAAAGUGUGUUUGUGGGGAGAGAAAUAUAGAGAGUGGUGGGCAUUUUAGAUCGUUGUAUUUCCGUGGAGGGUUUUUCUUCUUUGCCGGAUUUUCUCUGAGAAAAUUUGGUCUUUUGUAGGGGGUUCUGAUCUAGGGGUGGCUUAAACGAUCCCUGUGGUUUUUGCAGAGAUUGGUUGAUUACUUACCGGAGAUUAAGGAGUUCAAUUUUGGUUUUGUAGUGUGAUUAGAAUUGGGGAUAUUUUAAUCAUGACCGAUGGGUACUAUAAUUCCAAAAAAACUGAUGAUAUAUGUGAAGACGUUUGCGGAGAGCAGACGUCUCGUGGAGCAUUGACCAUGUCAAGGCUUCGGUGUAUGUUUCGAGGAUUGGAUAUGAAGACCUAUCUUUUUGUGUUUGUGUUUAUCCCAUUAUUCAUUUUUAGCGUCUAUUUGCAUGGGCAGAAAAUCACCUACUUCCUAAGACCAAUAUGGGAAUCUCCGCCACAGCCCUUCAAUGUGAUUCCGCACUAUUAUAAUGAAAAUGUGACUCAAGAGACUCUUUGCAAGCUUCAUGGGUGGGGAAUUCGUGAAUCCCCGAGAAGAGUCUUCGAUGCAGUGUUGUUCAGUAAUGAAGUAGAUAUUCUUACAAUUCGAUGGAAGGAAUUGUAUCCUUACAUUACUCAGUUCGUGCUUCUUGAGUCAAACUCCACAUUCACUGGCUUACCCAAACCAUUGCUUUUUUCUAGCAAUCGGCAGAAAUUUGAAUUUGUGGAGCCUCGGCUGACUUAUGGGAUGAUUGGGGGAAGGUUUAAGAAAGGUGAAAACCCGUUUGUUGAAGAGGCAUAUCAAAGAGUUGCACUGGACCAGCUUCUUAGAAUAGCUGGGAUAGAAGAUGAUGACUUGUUGAUAAUGUCUGAUGUCGAUGAGAUACCUAGUGCCCACACGAUUAAUCUGCUGAGAUGGUGUGAUAAUAUUCCACCUAUCCUCCAUCUUCAGCUGAGGAACUACUUGUACUCCUUUGAGUAUUAUCUAGACAGCAAGAGCUGGAGAGCUUCAGUUCAUAGAUAUCGUUCGGGUAAGACUAGGUAUGCACACUUUCGUCAAACUGAUCUCCUCUUGUCAGAUUCAGGAUGGCAUUGUAGCUUUUGCUUCCGUCAUAUCAGUGAUUUCAUAUUUAAGAUGAAAGCCUACAGCCACUAUGACCGAGUGAGGUUUUCUCAUUACUUGAACCCUAAAAGGAUUCAAGAUGUAAUAUGCAAUGGAGCUGACCUAUUUGACAUGCUUCCUGAAGAAUAUACAUUUCAGGAGAUUAUUGGGAAGAUGGGUCCUGUACCUCGUUCUUAUUCAGCAGUUAAUCUUCCUGCAUAUUUGUUGAACAAUGCCGAGGACUACAAAUAUCUCUUGCCUGGCAACUGCAAAAGAGAAGGUGGCUAAUAUUUUAUUUGGUGAUGUGAUUACAUUGUACAUAGUCUAGAGAUUGUGCUUUUGCACCUUAGUGGGCUCUAUUGCUGGUUGUGACGACAGUGAGGUUUCAAUACAGGCAUACCUUAUAUCAGAUGAAAUCUAGGUCAUUCUUUAUAGAUAAAUUAAUGGGAUCUUAGAUUUUGAGGGGAAACUUUGUAUAUUUACUUUGUUUCGGAGGUUAUCCAAUUUUUCCACUGGAGAGCUUGUUGUGAGCAGAAUAGAAUGAUGACUUUGGCAAGCUUACCGCCUGUUGUCAGUAAGGCCUAAUCCCCGAAUUGCUGGAGUAGAAUGACGUUUCCCACCUUUUUUUAGGAUGGGAGUUUUGCUUUCUCAAACUAAUUUUUAUCGUAUAUUCUUCUUAAAUAUGUGUUGCUUAUUAACUCCUAGUUUUGUAAAUCUAAUUUCUUCUGGAUCUUUAUUAAUUGUGAUGCGGAUUUAUUCUUUCU
This is a messenger RNA of Pistacia vera, 1985 nucleotides long. RefSeq lists its product as uncharacterized. Lineage: Eukaryota; Viridiplantae; Streptophyta; Magnoliopsida; Sapindales; Anacardiaceae. The record is from RefSeq and is a predicted model, not a curated record. Bases 346 to 1509 code for a protein of 387 amino acids. Gene Ontology annotation, molecular function: beta-1,4-mannosylglycoprotein 4-beta-N-acetylglucosaminyltransferase activity. The transcript is spliced from 2 exons. Gene Ontology annotation, cellular component: membrane. Gene Ontology annotation, biological process: protein N-linked glycosylation; N-acetylglucosamine metabolic process.